CCUUUUCCGUCGGCCAGUCAGUCAGUCCUUCGCAGCCGGCUGCAACCCAACACGCUCCACCCAAGUCUCGCGCUCACCACCUUGGCCCAUCCAUCACCAGCCAUGGCCGACUACCUCGACUAUGGAGAUCCAGACGCUGCAUCUGCGCUCACUCCUCUACGCUACGACGGCUCGCGGCUCACAUCGACAUUACAGGCCGACGAUGAUGAUGCCGAGAUGGGCGAUCGCGAAGGCCGAUCGCCCUCGCCUGCAAAGAGGCCCUACGAAGGAGUGAAGAUGUACCCAUAUCCAGCAGAGCUGGGCAUCGAAGCUGGAGCUCAAAGAGGACCUCGGGCACUGCCGGCGGAAGAGGAGCAGCUGGAAGGAACAGAUGCAACAGCACCAAAAGCCUGGAACGAGGAGGCUGACUACACACCUCCGGAAGUCCCAUCCCCUAUUGGCGGUGGUCAAGACGUACGGUUGUCCGCUCUUCACCUCACUGGCAAUCCAAUCUCCAAGCUAUCAACAUCGCGGCUCUUUGCCUUUGUAACACACUACGGCGCUCAGCCUCUCGGCCUCGAAUGGAUCAACGAUACCUCGGUCAAUGUCGUCUUUGCUUCUCCCAGCGCUGCCCGCCUCGCUCUCGAGUAUAUCUGCCCAGCCCCAUCUACCUCUUCCGCUGCCACCACCACUCCCGCCCUCCCAGACAUGAGCGAAUUUGAGCGGAUCGCAAUUGCCCAAAAGGAAUACAAGGUGGACAGAGAGUCGUCAGGCAACUUUGAGCAAUGGCCCGAAGCUAUCCUCGAGGCUCUCCUGGUCCCACGUUCAGCUCACCGCUUCCCUACAAAACUUUACACUGGCAUAGAGCGAGACUAUGCUGCUCAAGCUGAGCGGCUGCGAGGCGAGUCUCCCAGCGUUUCGACAAUACCAGACGACGCACCGGACAUCUAUCGGGAGAUGGCAGCAGAGGAGAGAAAGGCUGCGUGGUCUUCGCCUGAAAUGGACCAUCUCAAACGUCUACAGGGAACCAUUUGGGCCAGAUUUGCCCUCGAGAGCGCAGACGUCAAAGCCAAGAGGGCAAAAGAUGAGUCAAAGUGGUACAAAGAGCACGGCUUCUCAGCCGGCAAGGAAGUCGUGUCCAGGAUGCUCGACGUGGGAGCACUUGGAGAGAAGGCUGAGCUCCUACCGGACGCCGAAGGCAGCCAGGGUGGGGCGGGCAAGGUCAGGGGACGAGGAGCGACUCACCGCACAGCCAUGGACAAUCUUGACGAGGAGCUCAAUGCUUAUCGAGCCUCUCGCGAAGCUUCCGAUGUCAGCCGGAGGUCUGCCUCGCCAGUCAGAGGUCUCGGCAGCUCUGGCCAUGGCUACGAUGCUCCUCCAGCUGCCGGAAGCAGCAGCAGCAGCAGGACCAACCGACGAGGCAGAGGGUCUUAUGCUGCAAGGCAUGACUUGGAUGACGAGAUGGAUCAAUGGAACGCCGCUCGUGGGCAAGUAGGGGCCUCUUCACUGCUACCAUCGUCCGACGACACGGGCUACUCUGCCUCUUCUUCAAGCGGUCGUGAGUUGCUAGGAUCAGCAAGCGCCGCCCCCGAUACUGGCAUCAAGGUGAGAGGAAGGGGAAGGCACAAGGCUCCUUCGAUGGUCAGCUCCAAAAUGGCCGGAUGGUCAGACGACAUCAUCGCUCCUUCCACUUCUCGUAUGGCAUCAGACGACUUUGAUGAAUACGGUCGAUCAGGGAGCUUCAGGGCAAGGGGUCGCAGGGGUGAUGGCAUGAGCAACGGCGGCGGCGGUAGUAAUACGCUUGCGCAACGCCUCGGUGGAGCUCCUGGAUUGCCUACCCUCGAGGAGAGGAUGCAAGCUAGGGAGAGUCCGUCGCUGGCAACUAGACUGGGACAGAUGCGGGAGCGGUGAGAAUCGACUUUGCUGUGUAGCGGGAAAGAAUUUUGUAUGCUGGAGUUGGAAGCGGCGUGUUGCGAUGUAGACACGACGCUUGAUUAGCAUGGCAAUCACUACUUCACAUGCUGCGCUUCUUCCAUAUGACUUGGCACUCUGUCUGAGUCCACCCCAAGGGGUCCUGUAUGAGAAAAUGAAUUUGACGCCGCCCUGCUUGUCGGCCUGAGU
This is a messenger RNA of Microstroma glucosiphilum, 2100 nucleotides long. RefSeq lists its product as hypothetical. The transcript has 2 exons. Gene Ontology annotation, cellular component: cytosol; nucleus. Gene Ontology annotation, molecular function: mRNA binding; RNA 7-methylguanosine cap binding. The coding region runs from base 103 to 1890 and encodes 595 amino acids. The record is from RefSeq and is a predicted model, not a curated record. Lineage: Eukaryota; Fungi; Basidiomycota; Exobasidiomycetes; Microstromatales; Microstromataceae.